AUGGCCGACGACGGAGAUGGUGUUAUCAGAUCUACGGCGGCCAACUGGUUUUCUUCCGACGUUCAGGGCGCCGAGGGACCUGGAGGUUGGCGCCUUGAUGUUGUAACCUUACUUGCUGUCAUCGGCGAGUCGUCCAUAGCAGAACAUUGCCAAACUGUUACUGCUAGCAUCUUCUGCCUUCUCCCGCGCAUUAUUCCUGCCCCGCAAGCUUUCCUAAAACCUUCCCGACCUGGUCGCUUGCCCGAGACCACAGCAAAAAUGACCGGCGUCUACAGCGGUGUUGUCCUCGAUACAGUGGGAUUCUUUGCCAAUAUCAUUCAUCCCCUCGACGAGUUACAACCAUUUGCUUUCCGAGUUCUAGAAAUUACCCAUACCGACCGCAAUAACGCCGGUGGCAUUAAGGUCCCCGGCCCACUCAAUAACAACGAGCUUCCUUCAAAGCAUACGUGCAAAUGGAAGGUCUACCAGCACAUCACAUGA
Daldinia childiae is the source of this 480-nucleotide messenger RNA. RefSeq lists its product as uncharacterized. NCBI's taxonomy places the organism in Eukaryota, Fungi, Ascomycota, Sordariomycetes, Xylariales, Hypoxylaceae. The coding region runs from base 1 to 480 and encodes 159 amino acids. The record is from RefSeq and is a predicted model, not a curated record. The transcript has a single exon.